UCCACUUGGAGCCCAGCAGGGAAGACAGCGAGACCACAGCUUCUUUCUCUAUGCCCGUGUGACAGCUGGAAGUUCCUAACCUGGUUGUAUCUAGAGUCAGUCCCAAGCUUUGUAGGUGUUUGUGCACCGGGCAGGCUGAGGGCACCCCAGGUGUGCGUUUGCAACAGGGCACCCCCACUGCCGGCCCACUUGGCUGUUUCACAGAUGGACCGAGCUCAGGGCCAUGUGACCUUUGAGGAUGUGUACAUCAACUUCUCCUGGGAGGAGUGGGAACUCCUUGAUGAGCCACAGAGGCUACUCUACCUCAGUGUGAUGCUGGAGAACUUUGCACUUGUGGCCACACUUGGUUGUUGGUGUGAAUCAGAUAGCAAGGAGGCUCCUUGUAAGCACAGUGUCUCUAUAGAAGCCAUGCCACAGACCAGGACUGCUGAAUCAAGUCUCUUGAUGCAAACUUCCCACCCCUGUGAGAAGUAUGACCCACUCCUGAAGCACAUUCUGCACCUGGCUGAACACCAUGGUUUAUGCCCUAAGCGGGUGCUGCAUGGAUAUGGUCUCAAUUUGAGAGGAUUCUUACUCACUGCAAAACCUUCCUGGCACAAGAAGCAACAUUGUGGAGAGAAACCCACUGGAUGGGACGACAGAGAAACGUCAUGUGUGAAGAAUGUAGUUCACAUGAUUGAGACAGCAUUUACAUGCAAAGAAGAAGAGAUGGACCAGCUGAACAGCUCCGCACUUCUUCAGCACCACACCCAGUGCACAGCGCACAGUGAGGGGAAUCUACACAGAAAGACUAAGUACCCCAAGCCUCUCAUACAUAGCUCCAGUCUUGGGAAACCCCAAAGAGAUAGUGAUGGGAUGACUCUCAAAGGCAGUGAUCAUGGGAAUGCCUCCCUGAGCACCGUUACUUCUCUUGACAAUCAUAUACCUCUUACUGAGGUGAAACCCUCUAGAUGUCUGCCAGUUGGAAAUGUGGUCAAGGAGACAUCAACUCUUUUUAAUGGCAGAAACAUCCACAAAAGAGAAACACCUUCUGUGUGUAAGGAGUGUGGCAAGGCCUUUAGUCACCUGUCUCAUCUAAAAAUGCACCAGAAAGUGCACAGUGGGAAAAGUCAUUACCCAUGUAAUGAGUGUGGGAAGAUCUUCAGCCACAAAGGCACACUUAUUCAGCACCAUAGGGUUCACACAGGGGAAAGACCUUUUAAGUGCAAUGAUUGCGACAAAGCCUUCAGUCGUAAAGACACACUUGCUCAACAUCGAAGAUGUCACACAGGAGAAAAACCUUACCAGUGUAGUGAAUGUGGGAAAUUCUUCACCCAAAAUUCCAUCCUUAUAAAACAUCAAAGGGUCCAUACCAAAGCAAGAUCCUAUGUUUGUAGCAAGUGUGGAAAAGCCUUUGGCUGCAAGGACACCUUUGUUCAGCACCAGAUAAUUCACAAUGGUACAAAGCCCUUUGAGUGUCGUCAGUGUGGGAAGGCCUUCAGUCACAAAGACACGCUUGUAAAGCACCAGAAAAUCCACAGUGGAGAAGGGCCCUAUAUUUGCAGCAAGUGUGGGAAAUCCUUUGGCUACAAAGUCACACUUGUUCAUCACCAGAAAAUUCACACUGGUACAAAGCCCUAUGAGUGUAGUCAAUGUGGGAAGGCCUUCCGCCUCAAAGGCACACUUGUAAAGCACCAGAAUAUCCACACUGGAGAAAGGCCUUAUGAAUGUGGUGAAUGUGGGAAAUUCUUUCGUCAAAGUUCCCAACUUAUUGUACAUCAGAGAAUUCAUACUGGAGCCAAACCUUAUGAAUGCAAUGAAUGUGGGAAAUGUUUUAGUCAUAGCUCUAGCCUCAUUGUACAUCAAAGAGUUCAUACUGGAGCAAGGCCUUAUGAGUGUAAGGAAUGUGGGAAAACCUACAUUAGUAGCUCCCACCUUGUUCAGCACAAAAAAGUUCAUACUGGAGCAAGGCCUUAUGAGUGCACGGAAUGUGGGAAGUUCUUCAGUCGUAAUUCUAGCCUCAGUGUUCACCGGAGAGUUCACACUGGAGAAAAGCCCUGUAUCUGCACUGACUGUGGAAAAGCCUUUAGCAGAAGUUCGCAUCUUCUACGACAUCAGAAAGUGCACGUGGAAAAGAAGCCUCGUGUGUGCAACAGCUUUGGUGACCUUUUAGCUGUACCUCUUAAACUUGUUUAGCAUGAAAAAUAAUUCAGCCAGGCAUGGUGGUGCACACCUUGAACCCCACCUUCA
Onychomys torridus (southern grasshopper mouse) is the source of this 2229-nucleotide messenger RNA. RefSeq names its product zinc finger protein 304 (gene Znf304). Gene Ontology annotation, biological process: negative regulation of transcription by RNA polymerase II. The transcript is spliced from 3 exons. Gene Ontology annotation, molecular function: DNA-binding transcription repressor activity, RNA polymerase II-specific. The record is from RefSeq and is a predicted model, not a curated record. Bases 205 to 2175 code for a protein of 656 amino acids. Lineage: Eukaryota; Metazoa; Chordata; Mammalia; Rodentia; Cricetidae.